CAAAGAUAGACGACCUAUCCGUCCUCUUUUUUUCUCUUUUUCUUUCUCUUCCUUCUUUCCUGUCCUUGGCACUUGUCCGCAUUCCUCUCCUCUUCUUCCCUUCCCUCUUUCUUCUUCCUCUUCUCCACGGACCAUCUUCUCUCUCUUUUUCUCUUCUCUUUCUCUCCUCACCCUAUUGCAAAACAGACCAGGAAAUAAUGCCUUCAUCAUCCAUGCUCUUUCAGCAGGGCGGCGUCGGAGCCAUGGCCCCUGCUUCACCUCGAGGAGGAGCUGACAAUGGAGAGGCCAAGAGCCCUGCAGUAGACAGCAACAUUGUUGCAGCCGCUGCCACUCCCAUUCCCUUAAGACAUGAAUGGGUCUUCUGGCAUGACAAGUUUGUUGCCAAUGCAACUCCUGCAGAGUACACAGAGAACCUUCGAGAGAUCGCUGAUGUCAACACUGUUCAGACUUUCUGGUCAGUAUACAACAAUAUCACAGGUCCCGAGCGUCUAACGAUGAGAUGCUCACUGCAUUUCAUUCACAAGGGUAUCAAGCCAUUGUGGGAAGAUCCCAAGAACGAGCACGGAGGCGCAUGGAACUUUAGGACAGCCAAGGCCGACACCGCCUUUGUGUGGCGUGAAUUGCUAAUGGCCUUGAUUGGAGAGCAAUUCGAGGAUACUAUUGCAAAGGGUGAUCAGAUCUUUGGACUGUCCGUGUCAGCGCGUUGGAACUCAGACAUCUUCCAAAUCUGGAAUAUGGAUUCCUCGUUGAAGGAUAAUGCUACAGUUAUGGAUAAGGUAGCUGAAAUCCUCAAAGACAUUCAGAUUCAAUCGCCAUUUUACAAAGCGCACAAGGACCAUGAUCAUUUCAAGAUGUAAAGCAAACCAAAUUGCUGUCACUUGUG
Messenger RNA from Lobosporangium transversale, 883 nucleotides. Its product is annotated as eukaryotic translation initiation factor 4E member 3-like protein. Bases 198 to 857 code for a protein of 219 amino acids. Gene Ontology annotation, biological process: translational initiation. Gene Ontology annotation, molecular function: RNA 7-methylguanosine cap binding; translation initiation factor activity. Lineage: Eukaryota; Fungi; Mortierellomycota; Mortierellomycetes; Mortierellales; Mortierellaceae. The record is from RefSeq and is a predicted model, not a curated record. The transcript has 6 exons. Gene Ontology annotation, cellular component: eukaryotic translation initiation factor 4F complex.